Molecule: messenger RNA, 2307 nt
Organism: Emiliania huxleyi CCMP1516
Lineage: Eukaryota; Haptophyta; Isochrysidales; Noelaerhabdaceae
Exons: 7
Coding region: 1-2307 (768 amino acids)
Biological process (GO): amino acid transmembrane transport
Molecular function (GO): amino acid transmembrane transporter activity
Source: RefSeq, a predicted model, not a curated record
AUGUCGCAGCCCAGCGCCACCCGGCCUGAGCGCGCCCUGCUCGCCGCGCUCAAGACGGACAACCCCGACAUCGAUGAGUACCCGGAGCGCUACCUCCGCUGGGUCGCCGCCCGGCUCGCGCGCGCGCUCGAGUCGGACGAGACGGGUCAGUUUGCGGACCGCGUGCGCGCCGUCUGCUUCAACCUUCCAAAGCCGCACAACCACGAGCGACGCCGCGCGCUCUGCAACCGAACGGCUCCGCCUUCGUCCAUCUGCGGACUGCGUGGCGACUCGUGGGCGUCGAGCGACCGGCGGGCGGAGCGUCGCGCCGAGAGCGCACGCCGGCUGAGGCAGCGAAUCGUGACCGACACCGCGGCGGUGCGGACGCGGGCGGUGGCGUGCGGCGCGUGCGGCGCAAUGGACGCGAUGGCGACGGCGGUUGGCGACCAGCGCGAGAGCCGCAAGGGCGAGACGUGGGGCUCAAAAGACCACGAGGAAGCGUCGCACCGCGUGCGGCUGCAGUGCAACAAGUGCGGCGCCGUGUGGCACGGCGGCGACGACGCGCUCCUCUUCUGCGACGAGGAGGAGGAGGCUGCGGCGGCGGCGGCGUCGGAGGGCUCUGGCACAGACAAUGUAUUGCAAGGGCCCGGCGCUGAGGCGGCGGCCGCGCGAUCGCCGCCCUCCUCCUCAGCAGACCGCGCCUCGCAGCAGCCCUCGGCGGAGAUCUCUCCCGCCGCCGCACUCGCUGCCGCCGCCGCACCCGCACCCGCUGCCGCCGCCGCGCCUACGCUGCGCGGAGAUCUGCCGCUGCCCAGCCGCGCCGCCGGACUGCGUGGGCUGCGGAGCGCGCUGCUGCGCGCCGCCGGACGGCUCGGCGCGGAGCACGACGCUUUCCUCGGCUCGAGCCCAGAGGAGCUCUCGGCGAGGCUCGAGGAGGAGGCGUGGAGGCGGGCGGCGGCGGGUGCGGCGCAGCUGCCGGCCCACGUCGAGCGUCUCGCGCGCCUUGCGCGCGCCAUCAGCAGCGGCACGCUCGACCGGCUGGCCACGGGCGAGCUCGGGCUGGCGCAGCUCCUCGACGCGGACGAGGAGGCGGCGCCUCUGCUCAAGGGCUCUGCCUUGACAGAGGCGCCUGGCGUGUCGGUGCGUGGGAUGGCUGUCAACCUGGUGACUGGUGGGCUCGGUGCGGGCAUCCUGACGCUGCCGUGGGGGAUGGCUGGCGCGUCAGUCCUCACGGCGCUGCUGCUUACCGUGCUGGUUGUCGUGCUCAACGGCUUUACCAUCAUGAUCCUUGAACAUCAGAGGUUCGACCUGGGCGCCUUGCUAGCGCUACUGCCCGGCCGUUGGCUCGGGCCAGUGACGCAGGGGUUCUGCAACGGCCUGGUGUGGGUCGUUAUCUGGAUGGCCCUGGUGGGCUACAUCAUCGUGGUGCAGGACUGCAUGACGCCGCUGAUGCCGGCGGGCACAAUGCUCGCAGUGGUGCUCCCGCUGAGCCUGACGGACCUGAAGUUCCUCUCGUCGACAUCAACCUUCAGCGUCGGCGUCAAUUUUUACCUCUUCGCCCUGCUCUGCGUCCGCCUCGCUUUGGACGGCGUCUCGCCCGAAGGCGUCUGUCUGAUAGCGAGCGUCGCGCCGCUGCCGCCUGGUGCCAUCGCCUUCUUCGCCGUGAUGAUGUACUCUGUUAUUAUCCAAAUGUGCAUCCUGCCGAUGUAUCGCGAACUGCAGGAGCGCAAUCCUCCUGACCGUAGCCCAGACCGCUUCCAGACCGCGCUCGUUGGUAGCUUUGGGACGCUCAUCGCGCUGUACGCUGCCUUCGCCACGGUGGCGUACCUACACUUCGGGCCGCACGUCUCGGACAACGUGCUCCGCGACUUGGGAGACAGCUUCUGGGGCAACUCGGCCCGCGCCGCUAUGGCGCGCGAUCCCUCUUCAGAUGCGGCGGUGGUCGUCUGCGUCUACCCCAUCAUGGUCAAGCCAAUGCUCGCGCCGGUGGAGGCGAUGGGUGCGGGGCGGGUGCGGCUGGCGGCGGGAGUCAUCGUCGCGAGCGUCAUGGUCUGCGCCUGCUACGUCUCCAACCUCGGGUUCGUCAACGCCAUUUCCGGCACCGUCAGCGUGAGCGGGUUUGUCGCGCUGGCGCCGGGCGUGGUGGGGCUCUACCUGUACGGCACCGCGGCACAGCGCGCGCGCACGAGCUGGAGGGUGGCAAUGCACGCGUUGAUCUGGUUUGGCCUGCUGCUCUCGGGCGUCGGCAUGUUUUACCAGGGCAACUACGCCACCGCGCUCGAGCAAUACUGCUGGUGGAGCAUAGGGCGCCGGGAGGUGGGCGAGUGA